AUGCUAGAGGCUGCUCAAGACCCGUCCCACGGGCCCGAUCCGCCGACUAGCUCAGUUCUGGAGGGCCAACCGUCUAUCGUCGAUCGAGGGCUCCUGGAUGAAGCCGAGGCCGAAGGCUUGGUGGCGUCCUUUCAGCUUGACUUUAUCCCCAAGUUUCCCUUUGUAUUGCUUCCAAACGGCGAGACGGCGGCUCGGCUCCGGGGCCGAGAGCCCUUUCUGUUUCUGUGCGUCGUGGCUGCGGCCAUGGGGAGUGCGCACCCUCUGCGUAGGACUGUCGUUGAAGAGAUUAUGGAGCACGUUACACUGAGAAUUGUGACACGCUCUGAGAGGAACCUCGAGCUGCUCCGUGGUCUUCUCGGUGGCAUACUCAGCCGGCCGGUUACUAUGAAGCAUGAUGGUCGAAUCGAUGCGUGCAUGGAACAUAUGGCAUCUUCCGAGCGGCUGUCAGAUCGGUGGAUCGCGCCAUUCAUCCAUAUACAGUCUUUCCUGGCAACAAUGGAUGAAACUUACGCGUCGAUGCAAGCAAGUGCGAAUGCAAUCCGCACUGAAGUCAAGUAUGUGGAAAUGAGGUUGGAGGAAUUGUCCCUUCGCGAGGAACUGUGGACUGCCGAGCCUGCCAGCGCAGUCCGGACAACCAUGUUGAUGGGUAUAAUCCAGCGCGGCAAGGAACUCAUUCACACGAUCAGAAAUCUACUGCCGUCGGAAAUUGCCCAGAUGACGGUCACUACCAGUAGUCGUGUGUGUGCCGCAAUCGGCUACAUUCCCACUGCCGUAUUGACCCUUCUCAAGCUCGUUACUGCUUCGACCGACUCCGCCGUGGAAGCUCAGGUGCAGGCCGUUGUUGAUGCCGCAGAUUAUCCCAAUCUUGUUACAGAACUUGCCACCGCGCUGGAGAGGCAAUUCAAGGGAAUGUCCGCGGCAGACAGAGAGACGGACAUUGUGGGGAGUAUUUGCUCGAAGAUGAGGCUGCUAGCGCGGUGUUAUCCAUACCAAGUCAGGGCAAUUGUUGGAAAUGCCCCGUCCCAGGAUGCAAGGCAGGAAAAUACGUCUAUGGCGGUAGAUCACGCCAAUGAUGAUGCUACCAUGACAUCGCAAGCCUGGCCAUUUAUUUAUGGCGAUCUGGGCAAUAUGUUCGCUGUCGAUGACAUCCAGUGGGAUUCUCUACUGAGUGACUUUACUGGUUUUAACUAG
Aspergillus terreus NIH2624 is the source of this 1191-nucleotide messenger RNA. RefSeq lists its product as uncharacterized. The record is from RefSeq and is a predicted model, not a curated record. Gene Ontology annotation, molecular function: transcription cis-regulatory region binding; DNA-binding transcription factor activity, RNA polymerase II-specific. Gene Ontology annotation, biological process: regulation of DNA-templated transcription. Gene Ontology annotation, cellular component: nucleus. The coding region runs from base 1 to 1191 and encodes 396 amino acids. Lineage: Eukaryota; Fungi; Ascomycota; Eurotiomycetes; Eurotiales; Aspergillaceae. The transcript has 3 exons.